GCCAUCAAAUCCAACAACCUUAACAAGAAAAUACUUUAGGUUCUCUCUCCUCAAAAUCCCAAUCCGAUGAACUGCAUUCCAACGGUUAAAUCCCCCUUCCAUUUCUUAAACCCUAAUUUCAAAAUCCUGUGCCACCCAAAUCCCAGUCAAAUUUUAAUUCUCCCUCAAAGUCACGCAAACCGUAAACCCUUCCUUUCACAUUACAAUAAAUCCCCCAAUCUUAAUUUAACUGCAAAGAAGAGGAACAUCCAAGUCAAAGCUUCAGUUGAUGGUAACAAUGGUAAAUCAAGGAACUGGGUAAGCUGGUUACCCACGGGAGGUUUAGCAGCUGAUAAAAUUUUGAGAUUGAUUUCAACUGCAACUUCAAGUCCCAUUUGCCAGUUCAUUUCUUCACCUUCCACUUUUUUGCACUCAGUGGACCCUAGAAUCAAGUUGGUAUGGCUAUUGGCAUUAGUUGUUUUACCAGCACGUUCCCAAAUUGUAGUUCGUUUUGGAUUGGUAGCAUAUAUUGCUCUUUUGUCAGUAUUGGUUCUCCCAAAACAUGUGUGGGUGGAUCAAUUGGGAAGAGUGUCACUACUUUGUGGAAUUCUAUUCAUACUGUGUGGGCUUGGUACUGAUGGUAUACCACAACUUGUUCAGUCGAGAACCCCAUCAUCUUCAAUCACCGGGUUGCCUGAACUUCAUGCUUCAUUAAGUGGCUAUUCAUAUUUAAUUAUGAAGCUAGGACCAUUACGGUUUACAAGGAAGGGCUUGUCUGUUGCUAGCACAGCAUCAUGUUUAACCUUCACUAUCCUUCAAAGUGCAAGCCUUUGCUUGGCAACCACGACACCAGAACAACUUGCAUUUGCUUUGCAGUGGUUUAUGCUCCCUUUGAGGCGAAUAGGUGUCCCAGUGGCUGAAAUUGUUCUUACACUCAUGCUUUCAUUGAGGUUUAUCAAUCUAGUGUUUGAUGAGGUUCGAAAUGUUGCAUUAGGGAUUGUAUCUCGUAGGAUAAAUUGGCAACAGUUGACAGUGAUGGAGACGAUUGAUAUUUUUGCUUCCUACAUUCGGCGGAUCUUCAAAAAUAUUUUUAGCCAUGCUGAGCAAAUCUCUGAGGCGAUGAUCGUUAGGGGAUUCAGGGGUGACAGUAAUGCUCAUAAACUUUACUUCUUAUCAGACUCAUCAUUCAAAAUGGCAGAUUUUAUUUCCUUGCUUUGUUUGAUUGCUGUUGCAAGUGUUGCCCUGUUGUCUGAGUACUUACUUGUCUCUUAACUAUACAAUCUUUCUUGGUAUUUCUCUCCCUCGAAAUCUCUGUUCACUUCCAAAUGAAAUAAUUCUAAUCAUCCUUUUGUAUUGUUUCUUC
Molecule: messenger RNA, 1342 nt
Organism: Theobroma cacao (cacao)
Lineage: Eukaryota; Viridiplantae; Streptophyta; Magnoliopsida; Malvales; Malvaceae
Gene: ABCI12
Product: cobalt ion transmembrane transporter
Cellular component (GO): chloroplast
Source: RefSeq, a predicted model, not a curated record